CCAAUCCAUCAUCAACUCUGGUAAGAAAUGCGCGCGUUUAAACAGCAGUCUCCAAAAACAGACUCCAAAACCACCUCAUUAUACCUCCAUAAACACUCAUCAGGACAUCCAUACCAUACCGAGUCUAAGACCGACAGAUUGUUAAAGGCACUUUAAUGAAUCCUUACUGCAUGGGUAUAUUACUGUAAAUUUGGACAUCCACCUCUGACUCCUCGACUACUAUAAUGGCUGCUCAAUCAAGCAUUGAUGACAAGACAUUGCGUCUCUUGUCCGAGAAACUAGGUACAGGAUGGGAAAGCCUAGCAACCUUCCUCAACAUUUCAGCAGUAAGGGUUUCCAAUAUUAAAAUGGAUUACCAAGGCGACAGGACAGAGGAGAAGGUUUUUCAAAUGCUGAAGAUGUGGAACAAUGACUUUGAUCAUGAAGUGAGUGAGGACGGAAUAGAAAAAGAGUUGAUGAAAGCUCUAAUUCAACAUGGAAGGAGAGAUUUAGCAAAUGAACUAAAACAAGGUACCUUGAGUUCUAAAGAAGAGCUGUGUGCAGCACGUGAAAAUGUCCAUUUCCUGACAGAUGCCGUACUACGGCAGCUUUCCGAAGGUUUGGGAAGUGGAUGGGAGCAGCUAGCCACCCACCUUGGACUUGGUUCUACACAAGUAGGAAACCUUAAGAGAGACUACUAUGGGGUAGCUGAACAGAUUUUUCAAAUGCUUAUAAAAUGGAGAAAUGACAACAACGAUGACAGGCCGGUAGAUGUUUUGAACAAAGGAUUAAGACAAAUUGGCAGAAAUGACCUGGUUGCGGAUCUUAGGGCAAUGAUAGGUGGAUCUGAAUGAUAAAUAUCACUAUGAAGGAGUACAUUGGCGAUCGAUGGGGUGAAAUCUGAUGUUUGCGACGGGGUGAGAUUUGGACACAAGUUUCCAUCACAACCACCAGACUUUAGCCCGGUUCAUACUUCAUGCGAAUUCAAAGCAAAUUAUGGUGACGUUACAAUCGGUGUGCGCUCCCUUUCCAAUUGUGACGCAAGAAAAUUCGCUUUCCACGAAGCAUUCGCAGGAAUAUGGACCAGGCUUCAAGCAAUAAUAUGGGGCAGUUGUGUUGACCUUGUGCAACAACGGUGCAGACACCAUUAUGCUUUGGACUUUGCCAAGUGAACAUUUUGCUUUCGCUGUGGUGCCCUCCGCAAAGUUCCAAUACAGUACAAAUUGACAUUUUCCUCAUGGAAGUGCCCAUAAUGAGAGGGAAAUUGAUGUGCACCUUCAAGAGGCCUAAAUUGCUCCUCCACAAGAACAUUUGUGACCCCAUAGACCUUUUCACAAAUACCCAUUGCGCAAGUGCUAACUGUUGAAUGAGGUGCAUGCUGGUCUAGCUAGCUAGCGAUUAAACUUGAUCUCUAGCUAGACCAGUAUGCACGCAUUCAAGUCACAUGCCGAGUAUUUGCGAUUAGGUCUAUAGCUAUGUAGACCCAGAAGGCAAUUCCGCACAAUGCGCAUCAAACAUUUCCAUCUUUGUUUACAUUUUGACUCCCAAAAUGAUGGUGAUAGUGCACUGCGCAUCAGUCAUGGGUCAAUAUAGGGCCUGUUCUAUUGACUUAUCAUGAAUCAUCUUAAGAAAAGAUGAAAAUUUUAAGAACAAAGUUUUAUCUGGAAAGAAUUGCGGUAACACCAUGUAAUGACUAUCUCUAAUUGGGGUGGUUCUGAAAAGAACCGCUGGUUUGAACUCAA
Asterias rubens (European starfish) is the source of this 1721-nucleotide messenger RNA. RefSeq lists its product as uncharacterized. Gene Ontology annotation, biological process: signal transduction. Bases 225 to 833 code for a protein of 202 amino acids. Gene Ontology annotation, molecular function: protein binding. NCBI's taxonomy places the organism in Eukaryota, Metazoa, Echinodermata, Asteroidea, Forcipulatida, Asteriidae. The record is from RefSeq and is a predicted model, not a curated record. The transcript is spliced from 5 exons.